Molecule: messenger RNA, 1800 nt
Organism: Frankliniella occidentalis (western flower thrips)
Lineage: Eukaryota; Metazoa; Arthropoda; Insecta; Thysanoptera; Thripidae
Exons: 3
Coding region: 433-1665 (410 amino acids)
Source: RefSeq, a predicted model, not a curated record
GUGAAAGGGGAAAUUCGAAAAAAAGGCUUGUGUCGAGUAAAUGACCCCUAUGUCACCCCUUUCGGCGUCGAGCUCAUUUUUUGGAUUUAGCUUGCUCGACGGCUAACGCGAGUCUACCUACGGCGCGGGCCGCAUUUGGAGUGUGGUGACAUCGAUAAUUAGUGUCGUACAAUGUGUGAUCUGUGGCUGGGAGGCGGUGGGAGAGCACUCGCCGUUUUGAUUUAGUUUCUUGGGUACGCUGUUGUUGCGUCACGGCCGUCGUGAUCCUUUUGGGACAGUCUCGUGCACGUGGUUGCUUGCACUCCCUCUGGACGUGCCGUGGAGCAAGAAGCCCGUUGCGCCGACGUCUCGGGGCGCUUAAACGCCCCCCCCCCUCCCCCGGAACUGCAACCCCAUGUGACAUCCAAUCCGGCAAAUAAUAAUGAAAAAAAAAUGAAGAACAAAAGAAGCACACCCCUCUCUCGCCCCUCCCCCGUAUGUAGCGAUUCGCACGCCGGCGGGAGAGGAGAGAGUGGGGCCCUCCCUGGCGCGGGGCUCCCCGGCUCCCCGCGGCACCGCGUUGAUCCCACCAGGCCCCACCCUGUGCCCCGGCCGGGCCCGCGGGGGGGCCGGCCCCUGCCGCGGCCCCUGCGGCUCUUCAGUUUGUGUUGGUGUCUGCUGCGCGCAGGUCAGGUCCGGGGCGGACCAGUGUUGUGUUGCGCGCCGCGGCUGCACGACCAGGAGUACGUCGAGCUGCAGCAGCACGGCGCGGCCGCCAUGGAGGUGACGCGGUGCCUGACGUGCCUGGCGCUGCUCCUGAGCGUGACAAGCACGUCGGCAGAGCCGCAGCUGUUCGGGCUGCUGAGAGACAAGCUGCCCCCCGUCUUACCGACGAGAUCGACCUCGACGACAGCCGCGCCGGAGAUCUCGUCGACAACACCCUCAACGACGACGACGUCAUCCCCGGCAGGAGACUCGAACCCCGCCGCCAACGUGCAACACCUCCAGGCGCUGCAGGCCCUCCACGACAUCCAGAGCAUCCACGCCCUCCAGAACCUCCAAGCUCUACAGAAUAUACAGAACCUCCAGAACCUGCAGACGGCCGUGGAGAGGGCCAAGAGAUCCGGGAACAUCCUUCAGCUGCUCGGUGGUGCCAGCGGCAGCAGCAGCGGCAGCAGCAGCGGCGGCGGCGGCCCCACUGCGGACGCCCCGUACCCAGCGUCCUUAGGCAGUGCGGCGCCCGCGUAUGGCGCCCCCGCCCCUGCCCCCGCCCCCGCUGCCCUCGGUGGCGGAGGAGGCCUUCUUGGAGGAAGGGGCAUCCUGAGCGCGAUCCUGGGCAGCUCGAGCAGCAACUCGGCCACCGCCGGGGUGGCCGUCGACGGCAAGGGCCCCACCUACGGUAACUACAUCGGCAUGGGAGCAGGGCUCCCCAUGGUGUACGGCCAGAGGAGCUUCGACUUCCAGUCCUUCAGGCAGUCGCUCCUGGGAGUCCUUAUGCAGGCCGUCAGGGCUAUAACUGGUGGGGUCAUCGCCCUCAAGGGGCAACUGGUGCGGGUCAAAGGUCAGCUUUUGUCGGCUAAGGGUAACAUCAUAUCUGCAUCGGGAGAGGCGCUUAGCCAGUUUGGCCGAAACAUCGCUUCCAACGCUCUUCGCCCAAAGCCGCCAGAACCUCCAGGUCAGAGUUAAACGAAUUGAAAGGCACGAAACCUUCGACCUUGUGACACAUCUAUUCAAACUACCGUUCCGCACAAUCCACAACAAUGAUCACUGUGCCUAAACAAUUUAAUUUUUAAUAACGUACGUCAUUAUGAAAGACUAUCA